Cinara cedri is the source of this 180-nucleotide messenger RNA. The record is from the annotation of a GenBank genome assembly. NCBI's taxonomy places the organism in Eukaryota, Metazoa, Arthropoda, Insecta, Hemiptera, Aphididae.
AUGGUUAACAUUCCACCAGUAACCAGUUUCAUCAAAGGGCAAAGAAUACAGUGGCUUGGACACAUCAUGAAAAGGGGGGAAUGCGAUACUACUAAACUAGUACUAGAAUGGAAACCACAAGGAAGAGACCCCGGGGAAGACCCAGGAAAAGAUGGAUCGAUGUUGUCAAAGAAAAUCUAA